AUGUCCGAACCGAUCCCCCAGCCUCGCGGGCUGCCCAUACUGGGCAAUCUCUUCGACAUCAAGCCGAGCAACACAUGGCAAUCCCUGAAGAACCUCGCCGAGCAGCACGGUGAAAUCUUCAAGGUUAACAUCCUCGGGAAGACGAUCGUCUUUGUGGCCGGGGUAGAUCUCGCUGGGGAGGUAUGCAACGAGAAGCGCUUCCGCAAGUACGUUGGAGGGCCUAUCGUCGAGAUUCGGUACGCGGUUCACGACGCGCUCUUCACGGCCUUUCAUCACGAGGACAGCUGGGGCAUCGCGCACCGCAUCAUUGCGCCCAAGCUGUCGCCGCAGACCAUGACAGGUCACUUCGCCGAAAUGCGCGACACGGCGGCCGAGAUGAUCGGCAAGUGGAAGAAGAACCGCAUCGGAGCCAGCAGCAGGAUGACGCUGGUGGACGAGCUGAACAGGCUGAGCCUCGAGGUCACGACGCUCACCCUGUACGGGAAGAAGCUCAACUGCCUAGAGGGCCCGAUGCACCCCGCGAUUCAGGGCAUAGAGAACUUGACGUCCGAAGCCGUCAUGCGGCCCACGCGUCCCGGGUUUGUCAACUACCUCGUCUACGGAAACAAGUUCAAGCGCGCCACGGUAGCGAUGCGCAGCUACGCAGCCGACCUGGUCGAGCACCGACGUCAGAACCCGACGGACCGCGACGACGUCCUGACCGCCCUGAUGGGCCACAAGGACCCGGAGACGGGCGUGGGCCUGACGGACUCGCAGGUCAUCGACGAGAUGGUCAGCAUGCCCAUCGGCAGCAGCACCGCCCCAUGCCUGCUCGCCACGGCGGUCUACUACCUCAUCAGGAACCCUGACGUGGUGGCUAAAGCACGUGAGGAGAUGGACCGGGUCAUCGGAACCGCCGACUUCAGCUCCGAACACCUCCCGCAGCUGGCGUACCUCGAGGGCAUCGUGCGCGAGUCCCUCCGUCUAGGCCACCCUGCACCGGGAUUCAACCUCGAGCCCGUCCCAGACGAGGGGGACACGUCGCCCAUCCAGCUUGCGGGGGGCAAGUACGAGAUCGCCCACGACCAGAAGGUCAUCCUGGUUCUGGCGGGUGUGAAUCGUGAUCCGACCUACUUUGAAGACCCGCUUGCCUUCAAGCCAGAGCGCAUGAUGGGCGCACGAUUUGACAAGCUGCCCAAGGGUGCGUCCCGGUGGUACGGGAACGGCAAGAGGGAGUGCAUCGGGAAGCAUUUCGCCUGGAUGUGGAAUGCCGUCACCCUUGGUAUGCUGAUCAGGCAUGUGGACUUUGAACUGGUCGAUCCAUCGUAUGAUCUGGAGAAGAAAGGAAUGGACGGGUGGUUUAAUGUGAGGCCUAUCGGGUUCGAAGUCAAGGCCAGGGUUAAGAGUUGA
Messenger RNA from Geosmithia morbida, 1389 nucleotides. Its product is annotated as Cytochrome P450. The transcript has a single exon. The record is from RefSeq and is a predicted model, not a curated record. Bases 1 to 1389 code for a protein of 462 amino acids. NCBI's taxonomy places the organism in Eukaryota, Fungi, Ascomycota, Sordariomycetes, Hypocreales, Bionectriaceae. Gene Ontology annotation, molecular function: heme binding; iron ion binding; oxidoreductase activity, acting on paired donors, with incorporation or reduction of molecular oxygen.